Molecule: messenger RNA, 876 nt
Organism: Penicillium canescens
Lineage: Eukaryota; Fungi; Ascomycota; Eurotiomycetes; Eurotiales; Aspergillaceae
Exons: 1
Coding region: 1-876 (291 amino acids)
Source: RefSeq, a predicted model, not a curated record
AUGGCCAAGCCGGACAACAACCCGGACCAGCUGCCGAUGGAAAAGAGACUGGCAAUUGCCAAGUACGAUGCAGAGGAUUGCAAGGACGCAAUUCACGGAUCUCGAAUUCCAAAGUAUAUGGGCGAGCAGGUUCAUCGACUGUGCACUAUUCACGGCAUACGACAUCAUUAUGGCUUUGCCCAGGAGCUCCGUGGAGUUACUCCAGAGUUCACGCGCGCCCUGAAUGCCCGGGAUAUCAUGAGCGGUAUCAUACCAAUCAUCUCGCAGCCUGAAGAGACACCUUAUUGUAUCUGGUAUCCCGAAGUCCCGAAAGAGGAUACUCUCCGAGCUCUGGUUCAACGAUACCCGGAUAUGCUCUACCAUGCCGCUCGUGCCUGUGCCGUCGCAGGAUAUUUUGAUCUGUAUCAAGAGCUUGAUCCUCUUCCGGAGGUCCAUGUCGCAGAGGAGGCUGGCUACGCAAGCAUGCAGAAAAGCAGCAACGGCAGUCAACAAAUUUAUGAGCACAUUCUCUCUCAGCCUGUGAAGUUCGAGAUCAUGAACGACUAUGCACGUACGGUCAAUAUUGCUGGGCGCCGAGUCGCAUCUCUGAAUGGGGAUACAGCUGCUUACUCGAGCCUUGCUGCCAGAUCGAAGUACUAUGGUCCUCGGGAGUUUAGAAUCGACGCCAAGCCAUGGCACAAAUUUUGCACGGAUCCCUACUACUUCAAUAUCACCGAAGACUGGGGAAUAGAUGACCAUGACUGCGAGGCCCCUAUCCCACGGGGGUUGCUGGAGUCUGGCAGACUCCAGGUUAGGGUUUUCCCUUCACUAUGGGACAUAAAAAGUGGGUCCCGCCUGACUCCAGGUUCUUUUCCUCGCCUGACUCCUAAGGUCUAA